AUGGCAUUUGCGGUCUCCGACGAGCUGCUGGGCACCUUCGUGCCGAUUGCGGUGUACUGGCUCUACUCGGGGCUCUACGUCGUCCUGGACGUCCUGGGGAUGGACGACUACAGGCUCCAUCCCAAGGGGGAGGAGGCAAGGAACAUUGUUUCCAAGUGGACGGUCGUCAGGGGCGUCCUUGUUCAGCAGGCGUUUCAAAUCGCUGUCUCCCUUCUUCUCUUCACGGUUCUUGGUGAUGAUAAUGGGACUGUGAGGAAGCAACCUUCGGCUCUGGUAAUUGCAUUGCAAUUUAUCAUUGCAAUGUUUGUCAUGGACACAUGGCAGUAUUUCAUGCACAGAUACAUGCAUAUCAACAAAUUCUUGUACAAGCACGUCCACUCUAAGCACCACACUCUUGUCGUCCCCUACGCCUUUGGAGCUCUGUACAACCACCCCCUGGAGGGACUCAUCCUGGACACCAUCGGCGGUGCACUCUCAUUCCUCAUAUCUGGCAUGACCCCAAGGACCGGCAUAUUCUUCUUCUCAUUUGCGACCAUCAAGACCGUCGAUGACCACUGUGGUCUGUGGCUUCCUGGGAACAUCCUCCAUGUAUUCUUCAGCAACAACAGCGCUUACCAUGACAUCCACCACCAGCCCUAUGGCAACAAGUACAACUUCUCUCAGCCCUUCUUUGUCAUGUGGGACAAGAUCCUCGGAACAUACAUGCCUUACACUCUGCAGACCCGCAAGGAAGGUGGGUUCGAGGCGCGCCCAGUUAAGCUCAACCAAGCACAGCAGACCAAGGCUGAUUAA
Molecule: messenger RNA, 792 nt
Organism: Miscanthus lutarioriparius
Lineage: Eukaryota; Viridiplantae; Streptophyta; Magnoliopsida; Poales; Poaceae
Source: the annotation of a GenBank genome assembly